ACGUGGUCUCCGUCUCAGGGCUUGUUUAGCACCAACGACGUAUUGCUGAAAACCUCUGACGAAACUCAUGCCAGCGCACUGCACACGUCCACCGCGGCAGGGGUAAACUGGACCACACAGAGGCGAGGAUGCCAUCUCACCCUCUCAACCAGUUUUCCGAACUGGAAGACGUAAUGAGCAAGCAUUUUCUCAGUCUUGACCUUGGAGAGCAGAACAGACCGCCUCCCUCUGUGAACCUGGCCAUGACUUCUCCGGGUUACGCCAGCGAUCUGUGCAGAAGCUCCUCAUUCUCUCUGUCCAGCCUCCCUGCUGAUUCGUCAGACGGCCUGUUUCUGGCCUCCAGCCAAUGGGGGCAGCCGUCAGAAAGCCCGUCGCCCUCCCAGCUUGCUGCUAACUCCAACCAGUGGGGAAAGUUUGGUUUUCUCUCCCAACGCUCUGUCAGCCUGGUGGAGACGAGGAGCAUGCCGGCAGCAAGCCUAGACUGGCCCAGCACUGAACUGAAGACAUCCGAAAGUGACAUGAGCCCCACUGCCUUACAAGCUGCCGCUGCCUCUUCAUCAUCCAGCUCCUCAUCACGCUACAAAACCGAACUUUGCAGAUCUUUCACAGAGAACGGCCUGUGCAAGUACGGCGGGAAGUGCCAGUUCGCCCACGGCCCGGAAGAGUUACGUGAUCUAAACAGACAUCCUAAAUACAAGACGGAGCCUUGUCGCACCUUUCACACCAUUGGCUUCUGCCCGUACGGGAUCCGCUGUCACUUUAUCCACAACAGCGAGGAAGAGAAGAAACCCGCCUUUUCUCGCUCGUCCUCAUCAUUCUCCUCCACCCUUAACGCUUCUCACCAGCUAGCAGAUUCCUCCUCUCCCUCGUCCUUGCGCUCUCACAGGCCGCCUCUGAUCAGGCAGAGUUUUAGCUUUGCUGGCUUUCCUUCCGCUCCUCAGCAUGUCCUCCAGUCAGUCUUGACUGGCCACACCCCUCCCCCUGCCGCCACCGCUGCCUCGUUUACAUGCGGCUCAUCAGGCUCUCCUGCUUCCUGUGCCGACAUCACUGACCUCCUCUCCAGCGCCUUCCUGGAGAUGGACUCCGCCUUUGAGGCUUCUGGCAACCAGCAGUGCCAGCCCUCAGCGGGCCACGUUGUCCAAACCGACCUGCGCUCCCACUUCCUGCCUUCCCCCGACUCAGGCUACUCCCCCAGUGGACUGUCACCCACCAGCUCACCCUCCCUCCAACAGAGCCCCAGCAGCGCUGACCAUCUUCUGGGGUCGCUUGGCGCCCGCUCUCCGUCUUAUACCUCCCUGUCAGAUCAGGAUCAGGACGGCGGCAGCUCCACCAGCUCCCUCAGUAGCUCCGAGUCAUGCGGGGGGAGCAACGACAGCAACGGGAAGCGCUUGGCGGUGUUCAGCCAGCUCUCUGUUCCAUAAGAUUGCUGCUGGCUUCCGCCUAAAAGCAGCAGAGGUCUUUGAAAUGAAAUGUUCUCACCUUUAACCUCGGUAUAUUUUCACCUGACUGACACAUAAGACGUUCUUUACAAACUGUGUGGCAUUAAAGAUGAUGAGGACUUGAUGGCAGAUUCAAAACACUUUAUAGAGAUUUCCCUGUGUAGAUUUAUGUGGCCAAAUUAUUACCCCGACACGCACAAGCCACACUGAUGCUUAAACUAAAGAAUACAUAUCACCGUAAUAGUUUUACAUCAAUAAAUGGGCUUUUAUUCUUUACCUAAAUAGUUAAUAUGUGCCAUGAAGACAAAGAGCAAAAAAGCCAAAUCAGUGUCAUACGAUUGAUUUGCUCAACCGCACAAUCAUUCACUUGUCUAAAUGUUUUAUGAAUGGUUUGCAGUAUGUGACAAAGCCAAAGAGGACAUGUUUUUGCAGCUCAGACUUCCUAAUUACGGUCGAACAAACGGUGGCCAAUGUUCAGGAGUUUGCUCCAAUAACUGUACGCAGUGUUGUUUAUAAGCUUGUGAAAUAGUUUUUUGGGGUUUUUUUUCUUUGUAAAUGUGCAGUCUGAGGUUAUGUUUAGAUUACUGGCCUUAAACCUGUAAGUCAGACAGAGGGUUGUCUGUUUUUUUUUCUUUUAAAAGAUGUGCCUGUAAUGUUUUUAUUGGGUCCCGUUUUGUUGUUGAGCCAAGAUUCUGAUUUGUUUGGAGAGAUGGAAAUGGAGGUGAGUCUCAACCUUUUUUCUUGGAAGCAUUAAUUCAAACUGUCUUGGUAUGCGUUGCCAGCUUGUGGGCGCUAGUUGCAUGCCUAACCAGCAAGUCUAAGCUACAGUUUGAAGCAUAAACAAGAUGCCUGCUAUUGGCAUUUGGCUUUAACAUAUUUAAAUCAAAUCCUUCUCAACAGCUCUCGUCAAACACCCCUAUUUUAGGUGCUGAUGGUGUUUUUGAAUUGAUCUUUGACACAGACAUUGCUGUUAGUGAGUCUUUGUUUUGUUUUUUUCUUUCUUGCUCUCAUCCACGGGUGCACCAUUACAGUUUCAUCAAAUGUUUUAGUGAUUCUCGUCUUGUUGCAUCUCUCCAUCAUUCAGUGUUAAUCCUUGCUGUUACGCCUUCAUACUGUUCUGAUAAGAUCCACUUGAAAUGUGCCUGUUGCCUUACUGAAUUAGACUGUAGAGGUUUAGAGUACGUAUGCUUAGUGUUCUAGAAACAUUACUCGGCUGUAUUUUUUUUUUUUUGUGUGCGUGUGUGUGUUUACAGUAGUUGGUUAGACGAACAGGCGUCGUGAUGUUCCUGGUCUAUUUAAGAAUCGCCUUUUUCGUCGACAAGUUUGAGACCUGUUUAGAUAUAAAGGUGAACAUCUUUAGUAAAUUAAUUUCUUUAAUUUAUUUUAACGUAUUUAUAGAGGACUUCUCAGUUAAUGCUUGUAUCGAGUUUAAUAUAUUUGGGUUUCUUCUGCCUUUUUCUACUGAAAAUAAAGUUUUUCUUUUUUAAAAA
This is a messenger RNA of Xiphophorus maculatus (southern platyfish), 2929 nucleotides long. RefSeq names its product mRNA decay activator protein ZFP36L1-like. The transcript is spliced from 2 exons. The record is from RefSeq and is a predicted model, not a curated record. Lineage: Eukaryota; Metazoa; Chordata; Actinopteri; Cyprinodontiformes; Poeciliidae. Gene Ontology annotation, molecular function: mRNA binding; metal ion binding. Bases 129 to 1421 code for a protein of 430 amino acids.